AUAUUAUAUGCCAUCACGGCUUUCUCUCUCUUUCUCAAUCACUGUACCAAUUUGUAUUAUUUUUUAAGUUUCUUCAACUCCUAGGCAACCCCUCUUUGUCUCCUCCAUUGGAAAACCAUCUUCUCCUCCCCUUUCUUUCUUUCUUCUUUCCCCUUGAUCCUCGUUUGCACAUACUUCUUCAAUUCCAAUCUCAAUCGGCUAGCUAGCUCUUCCUUCUUGAUCGAUUGCUUCUUCCCCCUCCACUUGUUUUUCGUCCUCGAUCAUUAGAAGACCCAUUUAAAUAUGUGAUUUUUGUUGGAUGAGGUUAUGGCCGGCUUGGAUCUGAGCACCGCUGCGAGGUACGUUCACCACCUCCAUCACCGGCCCGAUCUCCACCUCGCGCACCAGCAGCCCAACUCUGACGACGACAACAACGCCAGCGCCAACGGCGAGAACCACGACCAAUUCAGCGGCGCGGCGGAGCGAGACGGGUCGUCGCCGUCGGCGCCGCAGGGAGGAGACGUGGCUUCGCGGAGGCCACGAGGGCGGCCGGCGGGGUCGAAGAACAGGCCGAAGCCUCCGGUGAUCAUCACGCGGGAGAGCGCCAACGUGCUGCGCGCCCACAUGCUGGAGGUCGGCGCCGGCUGCGACGUCUUCGACUGCAUCGCCACCUACGCCCACCGCCGGCAGCGCGGGGUCUGCGUCCUCAGCGGCAGCGGCGUCGUCACCAACGUCACGCUCCGGCAGCCCUCUGGGUCGGGCGCCGCGGGCGGGGUGGUGACUCUGCAGGGGCGCUUCGAGAUCCUGUCGCUGGCGGGGUCGUUCCUUCCUCCGCCCGCGCCGCCCGGGGCCACCAGCCUCUCCAUCUUCCUCGCCGGAGGGCAGGGCCAGGUGGUGGGAGGAAACGUCGUGGGCGCGCUCUACGCGGCCGGGCCGGUCAUCGUCAUCGCCGCGUCGUUCACCAACGUGGCCUACGAGCGGCUGCCACUGGAGGAGGAGGAAGCCCUCCAACAACAAGCAGGAGAUGGCACCAGCAGCGGCGGCGGAGGCGGCGGGAACAUUAACAAUCCCUUCCCUGACCCGUCCUCGAUGCUGCCAUUGUUCAAUUUCCCCCUCAACAACAUGAACCAGCUGCCGGGAGUGGACGGACACGGUUGGGCUGGCUCCUCCACCGGCCAGCCGGCGCCGUUCUGAUCAUUUAGCUCCUCACUUCGCCGGCAAAGGUCAGAGAAAUCAUGCCAUUAACAUGCGCUGCUACUACUGCUAUUACUGCUACUACUACUCCAUCUUUAAUUGUCUACUACUCCUUCGAUCGAUAUAUCUCUCCGCAAGACUAUAUGUGCCGAGAUCUUAAUGUAUUAAUUAAUUAGACCUCUUGUUUGUUCUUAAUCUUAUCAGUAAUUCAUUCAGUCA
Zingiber officinale is the source of this 1392-nucleotide messenger RNA. Its product is annotated as AT-hook motif nuclear-localized protein 23-like. The record is from RefSeq and is a predicted model, not a curated record. The transcript has 2 exons. NCBI's taxonomy places the organism in Eukaryota, Viridiplantae, Streptophyta, Magnoliopsida, Zingiberales, Zingiberaceae. Gene Ontology annotation, cellular component: nucleus. Bases 307 to 1173 code for a protein of 288 amino acids. Gene Ontology annotation, molecular function: minor groove of adenine-thymine-rich DNA binding; DNA-binding transcription factor activity.